UAAUCCCUCAGAUUAAUUUUUCAUGCUUCCAGAUCUGCUCUCAUAACUACAAACGCAUUGACCCCGCGGUAAGGGUUCGCGGGUGGGCGGGGUGAGCAAGUCUCUUAUCAGCAACGAACACUCCCAGCUUACUCCCGUCCUCCUCUUCAAAGGACCAGGGAUUUUUCACCCCCUCUCCUCGUCCCUAUUUUCCCGGUCGAUAGGUACGUACGUAUGUACGUUCGUUCCUCCGUCUAUGCGCGUACGAAAUUCGUUUCCCAAAAAAAUCUGCUCAACUUUAAUUCUAGCUGUUGUAUUCGUUCUCCACCAACUGUGAUUUGAUUUUCUAUGAUUUUGUUUUUGAUCCUUCAUCAGCAGGAUCGGUACAUAUUUCAAGAAAACUGUGCGAAUAUUAUACGGGGAUGAAAACAUUUUCAAAAAUGCCGCACGACGAAGUAAGCUCGCACGAUUAGAUGUAAACUAAACAGUGGUAACUAAAUUAAUAGCGAAUUGUUCAGGUAGGGGGAUGGAUAUCAAAUGCGUGUUGGUAGGUGUCGGUGGCUGCCUCGGGGCGAUAAGGGAAAUUGAUUUAGCCCCCCAACGUCACCCGGUAUUAUUAUAGUUGGCGGUGGUUGACGUUCAUGGGACAGUGCCCGAUUUCGAAAGGCACGCCCCCCCCGUGCCUUUUGGCACACCCUCUACAAUCUCCGAUCUCCACGACCACCCCUGUAUACAUAUACGAGCUGGUAAUGUAUAAAAUACACGUUCAUUUAUAUCGCAAUACAUAUCACGGGAAUGUGACGGAUCCGCAUAGACUCGCUGCUGAUGCGUAACACCUCUCUGGUCUCUCUAACGCGCUAAUUCAAUCGAGGCGACGUUGUAGAACGGGACUUGGGGUUGGAGAUUGCUUACACUUAUACGCUGCAUCGUAAAACCAUACGUUAGGUAUCGGUUUAUUUGGUCGUUCGAUUGUGGGCAGUCGUUUGCCCCGACGGGGUGCGACCCUGUGAAAUUUGGACGGUGCAACGAAUCCUAGCAGAAAUCAGUUUUGCCUCAUCGCUACCGAUUUAUCUGUGCAGGUAUUCUCACGGCGGGCUUCUUGAUUUUGGAAAAUAUUCUGAAAGUUUUCUUUCAAUUUCUCUUGAAAUUUUAGAAACGAUAUGAAGAAAUUUUUACAUCUGGCAGCUCAUUAGAUUAUUGUUAGGAUACAAAUUCAAGCACGCAUAAAUGAAUGUCUGACGCUGCCGCCUCGUAGGGAUGACAUUUUUGGCUAAUCGUAACAUAUAAGUCACUAAAUUCAUUCGAGGGCACGUUCGAGCAAACCCACAAGCUAAUAGUCCUGUGGGAAACCGCAUGAACGUUUCCCCCCCUCCGACCUUUUCUCUUUGGUGAGUUUUACCAUCGUCAAAUUUCAGUAUACUUGUCGAGGUUCAGCUGGGUAGAUAAUAAAUAAAAUACUAUAUGAAUUUUAAACAAUCCGAAGACACCCACCCAUUGAAGUUCCGUAGAAUCUAAAGCAAUAAUUUUAUUGAUCAUUCUAAUGUGGCAAUUUAGUGGCUGAGGUCACACGCAUUAAUUGAAAAUAUCGUGGGGUCCCGCAGAGUUCGAAAAAAGGUCAUCUAGCGCCGUGUUAUACCCGUUUGAAAGCCUGCACCCCAUAUAACCGAAAGUCUAAAAUCGGAUGAAUGAAGUUAUGGUAAUGGGUCGAUUAGGGCUGGAGAUUGCGGGUUAUUUUAUUCGACCGUUUUCUUUUUUUAACGUAACAAAUUCAUGGGGAUACCGUAAUGUAAUAUUUUUUUCGCACGUGCGGCGUGGGGGAGAAAAACCGAUUUAUGUGCACGAACGUUAAAAAAAUCGGGGGUCAUUUCCGAUUCGGUGGUAAAUUUUUGGGGAAAUAUUCGGUCAUUUAUAACCGAAUUUGUUUGUAUUUUGUUAUCAGCGAUGGUCUUCCAGACCGAAGAGCAAAUCUCGUUUCAUGGAAUCAUUUUGAUAUUUCGGUGGCCGUAGAACAACGCAAUUUACAUUUAUAACGUCUAAUUAAACCGGCAAUCCUCCGUGGCAGUUUGAAGAGUCUUCGCGACAAGGCGAUCUAAUUGCUUACAGAUGUUACGAAAACAACAAAAUCUGGACUUUGACAGAAGAGACACAAUAACAGCCGCGUUCGUCGAGUAGGAAACAGCCACGGUUAUCUCCGCUGUUGUCUUUCGGAGAGGAAAAAUAUUUUCCAAGCAUUAACAACUUCAUAAUCUGUUUAUCUGUGUCUGCAGAGCACCGAACGCUUUCUCUGAAGUUCCAAAUCUUUCCGAGCCACGCCCAAUUACCGGGUUCCGAAUACCCAAAGUCCCUGGAGAUUCUCUGGAGCUAACAGUAAACCCGCGUACAGCCUUGACCGCAGAAUUCUCCGAUAGUUGAAAGGAAAAAAAUGGGUUUCCUUCGUCCGACAACUAAAGGAAACUAAAACGAAAUACAACGUUCACUGACGAUCGUAUGAUUAUAUAAUCGCAUAAAAAUCGUCCGAAGUGGUAGGCCGAGAGUCUCACGCAGAUGAUCCUCUAAUGACGCUCCAAUGAGCCCGAUCGUGAUAAUUUUACGAGGAAGAUACCCCCCCGUUAGAAAACAGACCCUCGAAACUGUCACAAUACGCACGUGUCCCCCUGUGUAUCUCCAUAUUAGUUUAGGCGUCGCCACUUGACUGCAGGGGGUCACCGGUAAGCUGCCGAAAUAUCCUAUGCCCGAUUCAUCCCCCUCUCUGAAAGGGCUGCCCAAUUUUUUGUCUUCGUUAACUCUGCGCGUCGCGGGUUCCCCUGCCAACUGCGGGAGGCUUACCAGGGCUAAUUUGACUUUGAUAGGCUGGGAAAGUCGAGGAAAUAUAAAAAAAAGCCGGAGCGAAGGUGCGUGUGGUUUUUUUUUUUUUUCUCUCUUCGAUCGGUUCGCGAUCUCUCGGCCGUAACAAUAAAACUUUAAAAAAUCAUAAAUCGAGGACUCGGAUUUCUCCCUUUACUCAUCAGUGACAUACAUCGUUCCUGUUAUAAAUAUAGAAAUUAUCACUUAUCACUUAUGUCUGAAGCAUUAUUAUGUACGAUUUAUCUGUAUAAAAUGAUAUCAAGCGUGUGUUACGUGCUUGGCUCAUUUCCUUGUUCGAUUUGAUUAUCUACCGCUCCGGGCGUACGAAAUGCUCUCUAUCAGCAUCUAGUUUUCGCGAUUACGAAUUCUCUCCCAAGAACAUGCGAAAAAUAAAAAACAAAUUGAAAAAAACGAAACAAGGAAAAAUGAAUGAACGAACGACGAGAAAUAAAAUCGAGCAGCUCUCGCGAGCCCCUCGAUUUUUGUUCUCGACUUUCGUCUGGUGAAAGAAAAAAAAAAAAAAAAAAUUAAUACAAUUAUUCUCCGAGUAGAUAUGUUCUCGUUUGGUAACGAGCGACACGCACACACAUUCGUUUCGUACAGUGAUUGCGGUUUUACCACCGUGUCCAGAAAUCCCCGAUGAUGAAGCGGGAAGACAAACGUCCAGUUACAGCGGUACUGUUCACCGGAUGCUGUCGUCGAGAGGGCGAAUGGCGCUGGUCCAGAGCCAGUGUCGUAAGGAUCACGCGCGGCUCCACCCACAGGACCACCUACAGGAAUCGCGUCUCCACGCCCCGGAUCGCAAAUUUUAUCCCGUGCCGAUGUUGACGUACGGAAACAGCAACGGAUCAGCUCCGGAUACGGAGAACGGUUCUCCGGCUGACUCGCUGAUCUCCGGAGACGGAGAGAUCGGGGACAUCGGAGACUCACCAGGUACACCCCGGGAUACGGAAGAAGAAGCGGCGUUUUCCGAUGACUUUUACUCGCACGACACGGACGACGAAGAUGAGCACGGAAAGCGACGUCGGGCGACCAGUUCCCUCGACGGUAUUUCUGGGUCUGGCGGGAGUCGUCUGGGCUCCCCGGUUCCUAGGAGCGGUGGCUUGGGGGUCAGAAAACUAUUCACGAACAGCCGCGAACGAUGGAGACAGCAAAACGUGAGCGGAGCUUUCGCCGAACUGCGGAAACUCGUACCUACGCAUCCACCGGAUAAGAAAUUAUCGAAAAAUGAAAUUCUACGAAUGGCGAUCAGAUACAUUCGGCUUCUCAGCAACGUCCUGGACUGGCAGAAGGGUCAGGACCGUAAUGGAAUUCAGCCGAUAUCCUCGCUUCAGUCAUCCAACAAUUCAUCUCUUCUGGAGCCGCGCGUUAAAAGCGAACCUCCGUUUUUCGGCUCACACCAGGGUAAGCCGGGAAGUCCAGGUUUUUUCAAACAGGAAAAAAUCGCGAACGAUUCGACCACCGAAGGUGCAGGCUUCAAAGCGAACAGUUACGGAACCCAACGUCUUCCGGGUCAUUCUUUUCUCACUUGCGACAGAAACGGGAAUAACUUACUGAUGAUUGCUCCGGUGGUGGUCGGCGGUGUAUCCGGAAAUAAUUCAUCGGCGAGAGAAAGAUCGGCGGCGAAUCAUUACAUCGGUGGAAAUGCGCCGGUCGGAUUGAAUUCCGGGACGACAAACGGUGCGAGGCAAAUCGGCUUCGGAAAAUCUUCGCUGGUGAACGGAAACGCGAUUUUGAUCAACGGAAACGGAGCCGCUGCAGGGGCGGGAAUGGUGACAGGAAACGGGCAGGUAAGCGGGGUGAAUUGUACAGGUGGCCCAAAUCGACUUAAGGUCGAAACCGUCGAAGAGGAGCAAACGAAUCAAAGUAAAGGACCUUCUCCGUUGACGCAACACCCCAAUGUGGUUGGAAGGAAGAGGGCAAGGAUCAGUUCGAGUAAGGACUCCGUCGGGUUCCGAACUUCGGACUUCAAGAGUGUUAACAGAAAGUAAAAGGUGAGGGAGAAAUGGAUUUCUCGCGGACAACUAACGAUCAUGUUGUUUCAAAAGGCGCUUCACCCACGAGCCUCUGAUCGUGAGAUUUAUUAACUUGCAACGUUUUAACUUUUGUAUAAAGUUUAUUCAUACCAAUGUAUCAUACCUCGGCGUGCCGUUGAUAUUUAAUAAUUAUAUUUCUCAUUUGUAUGCAUAAAAAAAAAAAAAAAAUGUACAGUA
Molecule: messenger RNA, 5036 nt
Organism: Athalia rosae (coleseed sawfly)
Lineage: Eukaryota; Metazoa; Arthropoda; Insecta; Hymenoptera; Athaliidae
Gene: HLH3B
Exons: 4
Coding region: 3513-4814 (433 amino acids)
Biological process (GO): regulation of transcription by RNA polymerase II
Molecular function (GO): protein dimerization activity; DNA-binding transcription factor activity, RNA polymerase II-specific; RNA polymerase II cis-regulatory region sequence-specific DNA binding
Source: RefSeq, a predicted model, not a curated record